GUCUGAAAGUACACAACUAGGAAUGCCAAGAAAUCAAAGAGAGAGAGAGAGAGGUCGGGACCAUGUUUAUGGUAAAAAGGAUGGUCAGACUCCAUCAUACUCAUCAACCAUGAUCUCAGACAUAAAAAAAUAAAAUGCUUCAGACCAGUUGGAUGAUGGAGACGAGAAGGCAGACGCCAAACCUUUAGGAAAAGCAAGCCAAAAACUCGAGAAGAAAAGGUAAAAGUACUUCUGAUAUGCCCUUUUGCAACCGUAACGUGUGAUCUGAUCUGACAAGCAAUGUGAAAUUCAAUGGAACGAGGAUGAGGGCUGAUCUGAAGCGGAUGGUGUGACCUCAAACUGACGACGACCGAAUGCAAGUUGUGGCAUGAGAUGCGGAGGAGGUUCAAACUCAUCCGAUGCAUGCUAGAGAAGCGUACAUUUUGUUUGUUUGUCUUCUUACACGAGGCAAGCAGACCAGAUGAAACAAGUGUAGAGCACGUUCGCUUAUAUCGUACCAUCCGCAAGUUGUCUAGAAAUGGCAGUGAGCUUCCUGUUAAUGGUGGGCUCAAGGGGACGUCGUACUACAUAAUCUGAUGUAAUGUACAGGAGUUUCUCGCAUGGCCGAAUGAAUGACUGGCGGUAGAAUAUGGGCAAUUGGCAGACAAUGUACAGGCAACAACUCGUCUUUCUACUCGGAAGGUCCAAAUCCGAAGUGAGAUCCUUACUCGGCCUGACAUAAUUCUACUAAUAAAUCUUGGCCCAAGGGGAGCUACCAAGGAGCCAGGCAGCUCCGUACCACACAGCUCCAGGGCUCGAGAGAACUCUCAGAGAUAAUAGUGUGGCAGUGGGAGCCGGAGCUGUGACAGCGUAAAAGUCAGGGGCGACGUCAGAAGAGCGAGGGUGAGUAGAAAUGUGAUGCCGCCCUACUUGUUUCCAUGUUCACUGGCACACGAAGCCAGCGAUGAAAGCAUGAAGGCUGUACACGUCUCGUGACCGCCGUAAUGGUAGAGUGCAGCCCAGCAGUGCAGCACAUAGAUCUCCAGUAGAUAGGAUGAUCCCCGUGCGACUUCCCAUCCUUUUUUCUUAUUUACUCGGUUUUAACCUGAUCGGUUGUGGAUGCUAGCUCGCUCGCUCGCUCGCUCCCUCCCUCGUUCACUUGCAGACAGCAGCCGCAGCAGCUGCCGCACCGACUCCCAAGUGCAACAACGAGGUGCUGAUCAUGAUAAUUGCUCUCCUCUCCUUCUCCCUCUCCAUCUCCCUGGCGAGUGGAUGGAUCCCCCUCGGUGAAUGAUUAGGUUAGCAGCCAGUCAGCCAUAUUCUCUCCUCCUCAGGAUGUCCCCAUUUGCUUCAAGGGAUCUCUACGUUCACUGUAUGACGACUAGCAGCAGCACCGGAUUCCCCUCGCAGUAGAAUAGGAUGAGUGCAGAGCCUGCCUGCCUGCUGCCUGCGGUGCCAGCUGACCCAGCUGACCCAGCGGACCUCGAAUCUGUUCCCCCGCUUGGGAGUAAAUUGAGUCGGUGACUGACUGGUUGAAAUGCCUGACUUCCCCUUCUGAUCUUCUGGAUCUUCUGCACUUUAUGGAAUCUCUAUGUCUACGACUGCGGUUGCGUUCUCUGAUACAUCCUGAGGGAGACUUCUGAGUAGGCUCGUCCCUCUCCCUCUCCCUCUCUGUGUGCUGUGAGGAUCAUGCCUCGGUCAUAAAUAACUCCAUGUCCGUCGCAGCUUCCAAGCUCGUCUCGACUGAUUGGAUCCGAGCUUUCAGCCGUCAGCCCCUGUGAGCAGUGAGAAUGAUCCUCGCUGGCUUACAGCGUGAGCAUCCCUGGGGCUCUGCGUUCCUUCACCUCAUCUUAGAUUCUCCACUCCAUUGCUCCCUGCCUGUGGUCGUCUAGUCUAGAGCUUCACUGCGAGCUCCAGUCCACCAACCCUCUCACUUACUCACUCACUCACGCGAGACGAGAAUCAGAAGACACCACCAUAGCCAUGAAGGAGAUCUUCAUCCGAUGAGCGAUGGCUUCGUCAAGUUUGAGAGCUUGUCUGAACCGACCACAAAUCAAUAAAGUAUGCCACUUUCAAAUUCGUGAUCGAGUACGUUUGACACCAAGAAUCGAGUGCAGGACUAUUCCCGAACUCG
Molecule: messenger RNA, 2113 nt
Organism: Marchantia polymorpha subsp. ruderalis
Lineage: Eukaryota; Viridiplantae; Streptophyta; Marchantiopsida; Marchantiales; Marchantiaceae
Source: the annotation of a GenBank genome assembly